Molecule: messenger RNA, 3047 nt
Organism: Frieseomelitta varia
Lineage: Eukaryota; Metazoa; Arthropoda; Insecta; Hymenoptera; Apidae
Exons: 2
Coding region: 2001-2306 (101 amino acids)
Source: RefSeq, a predicted model, not a curated record
AAAAAAAAAAAAAAAAAAAAAAAAAAAAGAAAAAAAUUAAAAUGUAAAGAAAAAGGAAGAAUGUAGUUUUAAUGACCAGAUUUUGAAAAGGCAUGCAGAACAAUUAUCUAUUUGAAUAAUUAUAUAACAGAUUUAAAUGUUCUGCUGUACGGAUCGAAACAUGGUGCCUUGGGAACGGAUAGACUAAUUAUAUAGUAAGAUAUACGAAUCUAAAAGCAUGACAAUAGAUUCAGCUAUUACACGGCGGGCAUUAAGUUUAAGAUUAUCUACACAUGGAUUUGCUAAGCAUACGGAUUGCCUGGUGGCGUAUUAAUUAUCGACAUAUAUGUAUGUAUAUUCUGGAAUAACUUUCUCAUUUGCACUUUUUGAAAGAUUCGAACACUUUUCUUGUAUUUCUCGACAUUACAGAAAGAAAUAUGAUAAACAAGUUUCUGUUGAAUUACUUUAUGACUAAAAAGGAAUAUUUUAGUAUAAAAUACAUAAUCAAAAGUGGAAAGAGAAUCUAUUAGAUCUAAAAAUCACGCAUACCUGACCUCUUUUAUGUGUUUAUGAUCGUUAGAAAAAUAUUAUUGAAAAAACGUAAAAAAAACGAAGAAGUAAUAUUUCUAAAAUUAUGAAGAGGAUAUAAAAGGAUCAAUGUUUAACUCCAAAAUGAGAAAACAACGUACUACUUUCCUACAAAAUAAUCAAAUUUAUCAUAUUUCUUUCUUAUAGUCUUCAUUUAUAAUUUUGCCCACUUUAUCAAAGAAGUCUGAUUAAAUCGAUUAAAUCGAUGUGUUCUAUUUGGUCCACUUUUUCUAUAAUACGUUCCAAACGCGUCUAGGAUCGACCGUUCCUAAUUCACCAAUCUAUUCACAUUUAAAAAUAUUCAGUACACAUUUAACGUUAAAUGAACAUCGAUUAAUGUAUCGAAAUAUUCCUUUCCACGUGAUUUAAGUAACUAACAGCGUAAAUAUGUUAUUUUGACAGUCCUCCGCUCAGCAGAUCCAACAAUGAUCGACAACCGUAGCAUAUAAUAUAAUUGAUGUUACAUAAGAAAGUAUAUAAAUUGAUAUCUUAAAGAUUACUAUCGUCAAAGUGAUGUAGAUGUUACAUAGAUGAAGAAUAUUCUAGCAAACACCAUAAUAUAUCACAUUUAAGGUGAACGUUCCACGUUCUUACGAAGAAUAAUCGCUUCAGAAUUAACGCGAAUAAUUUGCAUCCUUUGCAAAUUACUUGACAGAAAUGUUUCAAAUAAGCCAUGUUAUUUAAUUACAAGAAAGUAGCAGGACUCGUCCUUAGAAUAUUGUGAUGCAGCAAACUUUUACAUCGAUAUACUUUAUUUGAAACAUUUCUUUCGUACUUAUAAAGAUUUUUUUCGAGAAAGAUUCACCUUUGAAGUAGAGAAUAUAUAUAAUAUAAAAGAAAGAGAAUGCUCGAUUGAAACAUAGAAAUUUUCUGAGAGAUGAAAUUCAAAUAUCGUAUAAUUGCAAGCGCAAUUAUCGAAGCAUGCUGUAGAACAGAUUAAUCGCUGAUGAUCAAUUACGUACAAAACCCAACCAUGAGAAAAGGUGUUACGAGAAUGUAUGUACAAUUAAAAUCUAGUUAGCCGCGCAACAAUGCACUCGUAUGUGGUUAUCGAAUACGUGUAACCAUGCAUAAAAAAUGGUACCAAAGAUUAUUGUCAGUGUUCUGUAUUAUAUGUCUUCUAAUAUAAAAUAUUUGUCAUCAAAAAAAUGGUUAUUUCUUCAAUGGCAAUUAACGUCCCACUACAUACUAAUUAACGUUUUUAAAAUGAACCAUAUCUUUAUUGUUUGAACGAUAUCUUUGACAACAAUAGCUCGGAAAUACGCGGUUUUUAAGUACUUCGAGUUUUCACGUCGAUGCUUGAUUGAAGGCGUCGUUAAUAGUGCGCGACAGAGAUUUACGAGCAAACACGGAAGUAUCAAUCCAUAUAAAAGGGUAAACUUUAUCCUUGAAAACUUCAGAAGGAGUUCUAAAGUCCAAGUAAAACGUGCAACAUGUUCGUCAAGCUAAUUCUGAUCGCCUUGAUAUUCAGCUUUGUCUGUGUACAAAGCAUCGAGAACAAAGCUCAGCAAUUAUCGUUGCUCGCUGAAUCUAAUCCUGAUACCAACCUGGACGCUGAUGCGACCGAAGAACGACGCGCUCUUCAAGUAUCUACAACAAGUCCGGUUAUAAUAACAGGCAGUCCAGAUAAUGAAUCGGAAUACAUUCGAAUACAUGCGAAAGUGUCAAAUCCCAAGAAAAGAACGACAGAUUAUAAGGAAGAUCGUGAAACCGAUUUACGACCUGGAUGUUGCGGAUAAAUCAUCAAAAUGAACCACCAUUCAACUACAAAUUCUGUCUUUAAAAAGUAUUUACGUCGAAAUGGUAAAUAACAAUAUCUACAUAUUAUGAAUACCAUUUUAUCUCUUUAGUUUCUUUUCACGAUGAGAUAGCAAACGAAAUAAAAAAAUGGCUAUCAAGCCGCACAAAGAUAACUCUUUUCCUAUUAUACCUAUUUAUACAUUAAUUAUAUUAAAAUCUACGCGAUAUUACAUACAAGCCUAAGUUUAUAUUCAAAUAUAAGAAAGGUAAAAAUAAAGUACUUCGUAUGGAAAACUUUUAUUAACAUCAUGUACUUGUACAUGACUCACAAGCACUGCUUAUAAACAAUUGCGACUUUUAACAUUGAAUUAUCCUAACCCAUAGUAUAGAUAUAUAAUAAACCAGUGCAAUAAAUCCGUUGCAUUUAUUACAUUGUAAUUAAAAUCACUAACCUUCAUGGAAGGAUAAAGAAAAUAGAAAGAGACCCAAUUUUAUUUUCUUCUCUUUUUGGCAUAUCGAUAGAUAAAGACGAUAUGCUACAACCAAAAUCACUAAUGUGUCCUUUAAAUAAUUGUAUCACGAAUGCAGUACGUGUUCAAAGUCAUCGUUGUGCUACAUACGAAAAAAUAUCGUAAAAAUUGUUCAUACCAAAUAAAAUAUCAAAUUUCCAAGGAAUGCGUUCAUUAUUUGUGACGUUACGGGAAAAAGUCGAACGAAUAAAAAAAUAAGAAGAAAAAAGA